Molecule: messenger RNA, 5264 nt
Organism: Carassius gibelio (silver crucian carp)
Lineage: Eukaryota; Metazoa; Chordata; Actinopteri; Cypriniformes; Cyprinidae
Product: scavenger receptor cysteine-rich type 1 protein M130
Exons: 25
Coding region: 232-5205 (1657 amino acids)
Cellular component (GO): membrane
Source: RefSeq, a predicted model, not a curated record
UAUGGGGAGGAGGAGUUCAUCAGCACUGACAGUUUUGGUAUAUAUGGAGAAAAUCAGAAAAGUGUCCUCUGAUUUGUCACUGACGUUGUUUGAUGAUUUCCUCUGUUGUGUCUAAUAAGGUAAUAGCGAGUGUGAUUGGAGGGUGUUGGGCCUCUUUCUCUCUCAUUAAGAGGAUGUCUGUACUUCUGUAUCAUCAGAGCAGAGAAGCUUGUUCUGGGUGUUGAGUUAAUCAUGCUGAGGAUGAUGGGAAGAUGCCUGAUGUUCAUUAUACUGUCUGCAGUUGUAAUACUCGUCACAUCUGACCGUGUGAAUGUGAGGUUGGUUGGUGGUCACAGUCGCUGUGCUGGUAGAGUGGAGGUUCUUCACAGAGGUCAGUGGGGAACAGUGUGUGAUCUUGCCUGGGAUUUGGCUGAUGCUGCAGUGGUGUGUAGAGAGCUGGACUGUGGAGAACCCGUAGAUGUUUUGGGUAAUGCACACUUUGGACAAGGAUCAGGACCAAUCUGGAUGGGUUUUGUCAGAUGUGUUGGUUCAGAAUCCGCACUAAAGGACUGUGGAGCAGCAGGGUGGGACCAAAGUUACUGUAAUCAUGCUAAAGAUGCUGGAGUCAUCUGCUCAGGCGUCAGACUGGUUGGAGGUUCUCGCUGCUCUGGGAGGUUAGAGAUACUUCAUGAUCAGACGUGGAUGUCAGUGUGUGAUGCUGUCUUUGACCAGCAGGAUGCAGAGGUUGUGUGUAGAGAGCUGGACUGUGGGGCUCCUGUACAGGUGCUGGGAGCAGCUGCUUUUGACAAAGGAGACACUCAGAUGUGGACACAAGAGAUUCAGUGCAGAGGAGAUGAGUCUCAGAUUCACCUCUGUCCAACAUCACCAUCACAUGAAAACAAUUGUUCUUAUGAAAAUUAUGUUGGACUGGUGUGUACAGAAAUAUUAAAUGUGCGGUUGAUUAAUGGAAACAAUCCCUGCAGUGGGACAGUGGAGGUUCUUCACAGAGGUCAGUGGGGAAUAGUGUGUGGUGAUGGCUGGGAUUUGGUUGAUGCUGCAGUGGUGUGUAGAGAGCUGGACUGUGGAGAUCCUGUAGAUGCUCUGAGUGAUGCUCAGGUUGGACUCGGAUCAGGACCAGUCUGGAUGAAUAAUGCAAUGUGUGCUGGAUCUGAGUUCACACUGAAAAAGUGUGGAUCCGUCAUAUGGGGGUUUCAAGGUGUGUGUCAGAGCAAGAGUGCAGGAGUCAUCUGCUCAGGUGUCAGGCUGGUUGGUGGUUCUCGCUGCUCUGGGAGGUUAGAGAUACUUCAUAAUCAGACGUGGAUGUCAGUGUGUGAUGCUGUCUUUGACCAGCAGGAUGCAGAGGUUGUGUGUAGAGAGCUGGACUGUGGGGCUCCUGUACAGGUGCUGGGAGCAGCUGCUUUUGACAAAAGAGACGAUCAGAUGUGGACACAAGAGAUUCAGUGCAGAGGAGAUGAGUCUCAGAUUCACCUCUGUCCAACAUCUCUGCCACACAAAUACAACUGUUCACAUGAUAAUGAUGUUGGAUUGGUGUGUACAGACCGUGUGAAUGUGCGGUUGGUUAAUGCAAACAGUCCCUGCAGUGGGACAGUGGAGGUUCUUCACAGAGGUCAGUGGGGAACAGUGUGUGAUGGUGCUUGGGAUAUGACUGAAGCUGCAGUGGUGUGUAGAGAGCUGGACUGUGGAGAACCUGUAGAUGCUCUGGGUGGUGCUUAUUUUGGACCAGGAUCAGGACAAAUCUGGACUAAUCGUAUGAUGUGCACUGGAUCAGAGACUACACUGAAGAACUGUGGAUCAGUUCUGUUGUAUGAAUAUGACUGUAAUCAUGAUAAAGAUGCUGGAGUCAUCUGCUCAGGAGUCAGGCUGGUUGGAGGUUCUCGCUGCUCUGGGAGGUUAGAGAUACUUCAUGAUCAGACGUGGAUGUCAGUGUGUGCCGCUGUCUUUGACCAGCAGGAUGCAAAGGUUGUGUGUAGAGAGCUGGACUGUGGGGCUCCUGUACAGGUGCUGGGAGCAGCUGCUUUUGACAAAGGAGAUGCUCAGAUGUGGACACAAGAGAUUCAGUGCAGAGGAAAUGAGUCUCAGAUUCGAAUGUGUCCAGCAUCAGAGAAACACAGCUGCUCUCAUGAUGAUCACCAGGCGCUUCAGUGUGCUGAUGUGAUGCAUGUGAGACUGGUAAAUGGUAACAGUCCUUGUGCUGGUAGAGUGGAGGUUUAUCACAGAGGUCAGUGGGGAACAGUGUGUGUUUAUAACUGGGAUACACCUGCUGCUGCAGUGGUGUGUAGAGAGCUGGACUGUGGAGAACCUGUAGAUGCACUGGGUUUUGCUCAUUUUGGUCAAGGAUCAGGACCGAUCUGGAUGAGUGUUUUAACAUGUUCAGGAACAGAGUCUACACUGAAGAACUGUGGGUCAGCAGGAUGGGGUAAACAUGCCUGCACUCAUAAUCAUGAUGCUGGUGUCAUCUGCUCAGGUCAUAAACGCUCCAGACUUGCUGAUGGGUCUAAUCUUUGCUCUGGGAGGUUGGAGAUACUUCAUGUUCAGACGUGGAUGUCAGUGUGUGACACUGUCUUUGACCAGCAGGAUGCAGAGGUUGUGUGUAGAGAGCUGGACUGUGGGGCUCCUGUACAGGUGCUGGGAGCAGCUGCUUUUGACAAAGGAGAUGCUCAGAUGUGGACACGAGAGAUUCAGUGUGGAGGAAAUGAAUCUCAUAUUUCAUUCUGUUCACUAUCAUCACUUGAACACAACUGCACCACUGACAACAUUGUGGGACUGAUCUGCUCUGGUAACACUGAUCUCAAACUGGUGAAUGGGCCAGACUCUUGUUCUGGAAGAGUGGAGCUUCAGUUCCUCAAAGAAUGGGGCACAGUGUGUGAUGCAUGCUGGGAUAUGAGAGCUGCCAGUGUCCUCUGUAGACAGCUGAAUUGUGGGAUUGCUGUGUCUGUUGUGGGAUCAGACUGGUUUGGAGAGGGAAGUGGUGAAAUCUGGGCUGAUGUGUUUGAUUGUGACGGGAAUGAAACAAAACUCUCAGAAUGUUCCAUCUCUUCAUGGAGUCGAGCUGAAUGUUCUCACAGACGAGAUGUUGGAGUCAUCUGCUCUGAUUCCUCUCUGGCUCUUCAUGAUGGUCUGGUGCGGUUGUCUGGAGAGAGACAGUGUGAGGGGACGCUGGAAGUUUUCAUCCAUCAGGUCUGGAGGAGAGUUCUGCUGGACUCCUGGAGUCUCACUGAAUCCUCUGUGGUCUGCAGACAGCUGGGCUGUGGCUCUGGGCUGAACUUUAAUGGCUCCACUUCAUCCAGUCCUGAACACAGUCAUGAGUGUGUGACGGGCUUCCAGUGCUCUGGGAGUGAAGCUCAUCUGGGGAACUGCAGCUCUCCACAAACUCUCAACUGCAGCUCCACACAACAGCUGUACAUCACCUGCCUUGGAUGGGGGUCCAUCAGGCUGGUGGGUUCUGGGGGAGACUGUGCAGGGAGGCUGGAGGUUUUUCACAGCGGCUCAUGGGGGACAGUGUGUGAUGACUCCUGGGAUAUUAAAGAUGCCCAUGUGGUGUGCAGACAGCUGCAGUGUGGAGUGGCCCUCAGUAACCAGCAGGUACCAGCCUGGUUUGGUCCUGGUUCUGGACACAUAUGGCUGGAUGAGGUGGAGUGUGAGGGGAAUGAGACGUCCCUGUGGAGCUGCUCUUCUUCAGGCUGGGGAAAACAUGACUGUAAUCACAAGGAGGACGUAGGAGUCGUGUGCUCAGAGUUUAAAGAGAUCAGGUUAACUGAGGGCUGUGAAGGGAAUGUGCAGGUUUUCUACAAUGGAUCCUGGGGUAAUGUGUGUUUAAACCAGAUGGACAGAGACACAGUGAGUCUGAUCUGUCAAGAGCUGAACUGUGGAAGAUCUGGUGAUUUAUCUGCUUCUACAUCAAGACUGAAAUCAGCUCCUAACUGGCUGGAUAAAGUUACAUGUCGACCACAUGAUUCCUCUUUAUGGCAGUGUCCAUCUUCACUCUGGGGACAGAAUAACUGUGGUGACGAUGAAGUGGCCAAAAUCAUCUGUUCAGAGCAGGAGAUCCAUGAGUCUCCUCGAAGCUCUCUGACAUGCUCCACAUCUCCCCAUCAGAGACGGUGUUCAGAUCAUGUUCCUCUCAGACUGAGUGGAGGUAAGGGCCGGUGCUCUGGGAGGCUGGAGGUGUAUCAUAACGCUGUGUGGGGCUCAGUCUGUGAUGAUCAGUGGGACAUCAGCGAUGCUCAGGUGGUCUGCAGGCAGCUGGGUUGUGGAGCAGCACUGAGGGCUGAUGGGAAUUCAGUCUUUGGUGCUGGUGAAGGUGUUGUGUGGAUGAACAGAGUCCAGUGCAGAGGGAAUGAGAUUCACCUGUGGGACUGUCCUCUCUCCCUGAAAAACCACACUGACUGCUCCCACAAAGAGCACGCUGGACUCAUCUGUGCAGAUUUGCCAGAUUUAUCAGUGUCCUCUACUCCUGCCACAACAACAUCAGCUUCUCCUCCAGUUUCUCCUCCAGUGUCUCCUCCAGUGCGCUCAACAUCAGUCUCUCCUCCACAAACUCUCUCCGUCCCCCCAGUGCUUGUGAUUGUUCUGGGAGUUGUGCUCUUACUGCUCUUAGUGCCACUGCUUAUACUGAUUCAGCAGAACAGAGUGAUGAGGAGAGCUCUCUCUAAGAGGAGACACAGGACGACGACUGAAGCCGUUUAUGAGGAGAUUCAGCGCAGACACAAUCACUUCACUCAGAGGGGGAGUCUCAUCUCUGAAGAACUGCAUUCUGGGUAUGAAGAUGCUGAUGAGCUUCUCUCAGCAAAAGAGUUCAAGAUUGCAUAUUAUGAUGAUAUCACUAAUGACAGUGGCCUAAAAGAAGAGAUGGUGAAGGAAAUCACAGCGGGAUACUAUGAUGAUGUCAUCACUGAUGGACUGAAACCAGAUCGUGAGACAGAAGACACACCUGAGAGCUAUGAUGAUGUCAUGACAAGCGGACUAAACUCUGAUAUCAGAAAAGUGGACACAGCAGAGAAUUAUGAUGAUGUCAUCAUUAAUAGACAGAUCUCUCAAGGGGAAACAGAGAGAGUUCAGGAGGAGUAUGAUGAUGUCAUGAGUGUCAGUGAAGAUGUGACAAACCUGUUGAUCCCUCCUUCAGCAAUAUGUAACAAGUUCUGGUUGUGCCAGCGGUUCCUGUGUUGUGAUUCCACAGCAGCUGAGCGCAGGCUGCCCUCCUGGUAACAUUAUGAUGAUGUGGAGGAGGAGUCAGACAAGGAAGGGGGUCAUUUGGCUCAAUGAUG